AUGUCUACGGUUAGCAGAACAGACCCGCUCUCGCCGUCACCCCCACGCCGGAUAGCCGACGAGGGUGUCCUAACGCCUACGCAGCCAGACUCGCCGUCCCAGGACCAGCCCCAGAGACGAGGACACAAACCCGUGCGGAACCGGUUAUCGCGGCGGGAGCAAAGCAAGUAUGCGUGUUUCAGGUGUCAGAAGAAGAAGACAAAAUGCAACCGCCCACGGUCACAUACACGGUGUGAAGCCUGUAUCAAGCGCAAUGAUGUGUGUGAGUAUGACGUGAGGGAGGGCGCCGUCUCACGCUACGCCCACCUGAAGCAGACUUCCGAACAGCUGGAACGGGAAAACGGAAAUUACAAAGGUUUCUUGGCCAACAUUGUCUCCCGGCCUGAUUGUGAAAAGCUUGAGAUCUUCCGGAAGCUGGGAACCACUGAAAAUCCGCUUUCGACCUUGGAGGAUGUCAGGGCCGUUGAUGCUCUACACAGCGCCAGCGUGGGGGUUGCCACGAUAGACGCGGAAGCCCUGGAGGAGAGCCUCAUCAAGGUGCCAGCACGGCCCUGGACGUCAGUCGCCGGAGAUGGCUUGGUCUCGCACCUCAUCUCGGACUUCUUCGAUCGAGACGAAGGCGACCCCUUUGCGAAUGCCAUUUCCCUCAUCGACCCGGAACUAUUUGUGAGGGACAUGGCGCUUGGUGAUCCCUCGCAGAGCGAUUUCUGCUCUCCGUUCCUCGUCAAUACCAUCUGCGGCUUACGCUCGAUGUUUUCGGACAAGAUCGACCUUGCCAACGAGGCAACGGGCACAAACCUCACGAAGCUGUUCGUGGCUCAGGCGAAACAACAUUUCGAGAUUGAGGCUGACAAGCGCUGCCUCAAGACAGUUCAGGGGCUCUACUUGUUUUUCUUGUUAACUUGUCAUAUCACCACUAACAGGGCGGGCUCUAUGUACCGCCUCGCAGCCUUGGAACAACUCGGGAAGUUAGAGGUCGAAAAGGUACUGACCAAGCCGGCGAGCAACAAUCAGGUGGAUACAGACAGACGUCGCGCCAUGUACAGGACGUACUGGGGUAUCUUCAAUUUUGAGUGGUGCGUCAUGGUCUCAUCUUCAUUCUUUGCCACACACACUGGCCCCAACGUAUUCGGCCCACCGGCCGGGCUGGGUCAACCCCCGGUUGUGAGUCGAAUAUCAGCCUUACAAUACCGCGCCGUGAUCUACAACAACAAGCCACGGGCCCCAAUAGGGGACGAGAUGGACAUGCGGGUCCGACAAGAUCUCCUCUUCCAGCUCAACGCCCUCGAAACCUCGCUGUCGCCAAACCUACGCUACGACACCAACCCCAACCGGAAGACCACCCAGAUCAAAAUCCACCUCAACAUGGUCGCGUACAACAUCCUCCGCCCCCUCCCCUCCACCACCCCCAUCCUCCUCCAAACCAACACCACCCCCCCAACCACCAGCACCACCACCGCCAAAGCCCUCCUCCUGGCCCUCAGCGCCUGCGACAUCCACCUGAUGCACAGCUACCUGACCCAGCGCGCCGCGCUCAAAUACACCCCCGCGCUCGUCAUCCCCUUAUGGAGCGCCGUCUUCACCUUGGUGCCCUUCCUCGACGACCCGGAAACACACGACAUGUUCGCGCGCGGGUGUGCGCUGCUGGAGGUGUUUGAGCGGGAUAUGCAGGGGGUGCGGACGUUCCGGCGCGGGAUCUUGGCGGUGGCGUGGAAGAUUGGGGUGGGGAUUCCUGAUGCCGCGGCGGAGGCUUUGGCGGGGCUGGAGGGGGAGGUCAGGGAGGGGGGCGGUGGAGUUGAGGGAUGUGCCGGUGGACUUUGUGAUUGCGGUUCCCGGGGAGGUUUUUGA
Messenger RNA from Chaetomium fimeti, 1848 nucleotides. RefSeq lists its product as uncharacterized. The transcript is spliced from 6 exons. The coding region runs from base 1 to 1848 and encodes 615 amino acids. Lineage: Eukaryota; Fungi; Ascomycota; Sordariomycetes; Sordariales; Chaetomiaceae. Gene Ontology annotation, biological process: regulation of DNA-templated transcription. The record is from RefSeq and is a predicted model, not a curated record. Gene Ontology annotation, molecular function: DNA-binding transcription factor activity, RNA polymerase II-specific; zinc ion binding.